Molecule: messenger RNA, 807 nt
Organism: Triticum turgidum subsp. durum (durum wheat)
Lineage: Eukaryota; Viridiplantae; Streptophyta; Magnoliopsida; Poales; Poaceae
Source: the annotation of a GenBank genome assembly
AUGGCGGUGGGGCCUAGCGCCUUGAAUAUCUUGCACCCACGACCGAAGGUGGAUGCCGUCCUGCACGGUACAAGUCUUGCACCGGCGACGAUGAACAACGCGGCCCCCCGGACCAACGUGGUGGGGCGGGUGUUCACCGCCAACGAGUCGCCGCCCGACCAGAAGAUCCCCUUCCACCACGAGAUGGCGCAGGUUCCAACUUUUCCGGCGAAACUCUUCUUCUUCUGUGAGGUGGAACCAAAAAGUGGUGGAGAGACACCAAUAGUCCUCAGCCACUAUGUGUAUAAGAGGAUGAAGGAAAACUUCCCUGAAUUUGUGGAGAAAUUGGAGAAGCAUGGCCUGAUAUACACAAGGGUAUUGGGAGAGGGUGACGACCCAUCUUCUCCAAUCGGCCGUGGAUGGCAAUCCACAUUUCUCACUGAAGAUAAAUCCGUCGCCGAGGAAAGGGCUGUGAAGCUUGGGAUGAAGCUGGAAUGGACCGACGACGGGGUCAAAACAGUGAUGGGUCCGAUACCAGCAGUCAAGUGGGACGAGAGCCGAGGGAGGAAGAUAUGGUUCAACAGCAUGGUCGCUGCCUACACGGGGUGGAAGGAUGCCCGUAACGAUCCAGUUAAGGCCGUCACCUUCGGCGACGGCUCGCUCUUGCCUGCCGAUGUCAUAGAGGCAUGUGGCAAGAUCCUGGAAGAGGAAUGUGUCGCGGUCCCGUGGCAGCAAGGUGACAUCCUUCUCAUCGACAACUGGGCCGUGCUGCACUCUCGGCGGUCAUUUGAGCCCCCGCGGCGUGUGCUUGCUUCGCUCUGUAAAUAG